CAGGGCAACAUGCCAUGCCUCCAAAUGAAUAUGCUUUAGUGGUCCCUGCCCAUCCUGCCUUUCUUGCGAUCUACAACCCGUCUUUGGGCACGACCGAUGAGGCCCUGCACAACCAGAUUGUCUACUACUAUUCGAAAUCAAGCCGCUCAAGGGCAUCGAGGAGACAAGCAAGUAACGAUGAUGCGGGCGACGAAAGAAAACAGGAAGACGAAAAUGAAAGAUUACGCCAGAUAGGGCUGGCCCAGGGCAUGGUGAGCUUUGCCAAAACAUUUUCAAAUGGAGAUUCGGUAGAUACGGUGGAAACCGAAAAGUCGCGCGUUGUACUGCAUGAACUUGAACCAAAUUGGUGGAUACUUGCGCGUAUCGACUUUACCCGUUUGGCCUCCGAAUCUUCCAUUUCUACAACGCCAUCAUCAAAGCCGAAUGUGCCGCCUUCUCCGUCCGUCGAAUACUCGUCUCGAGAAGUAUCUCCGUCGUACCUAUUACUGCAGCAGCUGCAAAGAGCCCACUCUAUAUUCUUGCUGCAUCAUGCACCGACCCUCGACUCGCUUUACAACAACAUACCGAGGGAAAGGUUUUGCAGGAUUUUGGAUCGGUUCUGGACAAGGUUCGUCUUGAAUUGGGAUGUCCUACUUCAUGGAAAUCCCGCCGUGGAGAUCUUCAACGGCAUAAAGCUUGCUGCCGGAGCUGAAUUGGGUAUUGGAGUGGGAGAAGAAGAAUGGGGGAGUGGAGAACGAGAGGUCCUGGAAGGGUUCAUCUCCAGAACGGAUGGCUUGGUUGAUAUGGUGCUUUCGCGUUUCGGGGAUCCCGAACCAGCGAAUGGAAAAGAGAGUGCUGUCCAAAAAAGAACAAACAGUACUGAUCGACAAUCAAAUGAGGCUCUCUGGCUCGGGCGUGGGACAUACCCUGACUCGUCAGAUGGGGUUAUAUUUUCGGGUAUGGGCAAAAUUGCUACGUCUUCCCUUGUGAGUGUAUCGCAGUGGAUGGAAUGGAUAUACCGAUAUGGCGAAGGCGCAUAUGGCGUAAGAGAUGACCCGAGGUCAGCCAAGCGUCGGAGGCGGAGAAGGAACCAUUCAUCCGCCUUCAGUAUACGCGAUUCCGGCCCCUCCAUAACUUUGCAUGCCCGGUCAAAAUCGGUUUCGGGAGAUAUACCAAAUCGGAGCUUAUCCCCUGGUAUACCCCCUCCUCUCGUCGUCAGCCCCGGUCCCGUACCAACCAAGGACGAGCCUGUCCAGCAUAGCCCUGAAGAACAAAGGUCUCCACCGGGAAAGCCAGACUCCCCUGCCUUUGGCACAGACACGUUUAUGAAGCUAAUCACUCUCGGUUAUGGUUCGGCGUGGGGUGGCUACUCGAGAAGUCCACUCACCCAUCCCCGGGUGAACAUACUACGAUUUGGCAUGGGUGGAACUCCCGAUAGGGAAAUGUCCCCUUCGGACGCCAGUUCAGCAGAGCGAGGCAGGUUUUAUCAGCAGCUAGACGAAUCACCAGGCAGGUUUUUGAUAGGAUUAUGCAACGACCUUGAAAACGAAGAUUCAGAUUCGGAUGAUACUGAAGGCCCCAACGAAUUUCGUCGCAACCAAGCAGAAACAGGGAAUAAAGGAACUAGAAUAUCUUCGCGGACAUUGAAUGUGAGUGUCAUCGAGGGCGAGUCCAACGUGUCGAAAACGCUCCGGGUCGUAAUAUAUCUGUAUCAACCGUUUAUGUUUGUUUUUUUCUUCGACCCAGAUACAGCGUGCCUUUCCGCUCCUUCGUUUUACCGAAGUGUUCACCAUCAACUUGGCCCCUUACAAAAGCCUCUGUUAUCCUCCACUUGUCCCUCAAAGGCAGCAGAGCGUCUCUCACACUGCAGUCUGUACCAUGGCUUCAAAGAGAAUGAAGCCUCCCGUCAGCAUAUAUAUGAUGUGGUCUCGGACCCAUCGAAUCAUACAGUCCGUGCGUCGCUUCCAAAUAUUCCCGAGCCUGGAGCUUCGACCAGUGGAUCAUGGACCCGACUGGACGCUUUGAAUGUUCACACCCAAAUCAUAAAUACCUUAAUUGAAACUAGAUAUCGCUCUUCAGAGACCGAGCGCACGUGCAAAACGAGUCGUGGUUGGUGGGUGCUCUGGAUGAGGCUGGGAGACAGCAGCUCCAGUCGUCCUAGCCCUUACGGCAUGGGUGAGUCAGCGAUAGGAGCUGGCACCUUGGGAAAUGUCCAGAGACAAGCGUUUCUGAUUCGCAAAGCAAGCGAUCACGUUGCGCCAGGACAAAACUCGGGGAGAGGAAUAUUUCGGAACUUCAGUGGUGUCUCGGAUGCACAAGGAAGUUGGAUUGCAUCGGGGAAGCUUGCAGAGGGGAUCGGGCUUGAUGCCAAAAGGUAUAUAGAGGCGCUCUUGAGUUUAAAUCGAUAGCCGAGCCGUUACCUUAUGGUGUGCUGGUACGUAGAUAUCCCCCGCAUGUUGGGGGCAGCCGCCGAACCAUGGGUUUCGCCUGACGAACGCCCAGCCGUGGGCAAGCCAGCUCAUAUGAGACAAGUAUAUGGAAUGGAAUAUAGUUUUAAAGCGGUA
Coccidioides immitis RS is the source of this 2543-nucleotide messenger RNA. RefSeq lists its product as uncharacterized. Bases 15 to 2387 code for a protein of 790 amino acids. Gene Ontology annotation, biological process: vesicle-mediated transport. The record is from RefSeq and is a predicted model, not a curated record. The transcript has 4 exons. Lineage: Eukaryota; Fungi; Ascomycota; Eurotiomycetes; Onygenales; Onygenaceae. Gene Ontology annotation, cellular component: intracellular membrane-bounded organelle; Mon1-Ccz1 complex.